UUGCAAGUCGUACUCAAAUCGAUUUUGUGUGCAAUGGCACCACUUUUGCAAAUCGGCUUGCUUGUGCUGUUCGCUAUUGUGAUCUUCGCCAUCAUCGGGCUUGAGUUCUACUCAGGAGCUUUUCACUCAGCUUGCUAUACUGAGCGGGGUGAGAUCGAGAACGUCAGUGAGAGGCCCUCACCUUGCACCAAUAAAAGUAAGCAUGUCACUAUGGGUGUUUAUAAUUGCGACGUACCUGGAACUACCUGUUUAAAUCAGUGGAUAGGGCCGAAUUAUGGCAUUACUUCAUUCGACAAUAUCGCAUUCGCCAUGAUUACCGUAUUUCAAUGUAUUACCAUGGAAGGAUGGACCACAGUAAUGUAUUAUACCAACGAUUCGUUGGGAAGCACCUACAACUGGGCAUAUUUUAUUCCGCUUAUCGUGCUGGGAUCGUUUUUCAUGCUGAAUCUUGUACUCGGAGUUCUGUCAGGAGAAUUUGCAAAAGAAAGAGAAAGAGUGGAGAAUCGCCGCGAGUUUCUGAAGCUUCGACGACAGCAGCAGAUUGAGCGCGAACUUAACGGUUACCUCGAAUGGAUCAUGGCUGCCGAAGAAGUAAUACUUAAAGAAGAUAGAACGACGGAAGAAGAGAAACAAGCAAUUCUCGACGGUAAGCGGCGUGCACGAGAGAAUGGUGAAGUUUUAGGGUUCGUUACGGUACAGAAAUGUGCAGGAGGCUUGUUUUUGCAGCAUGGAUUGUUCUCAAAGGAUGAGACAUGGCGUUUUUUUGCGAGCCGUCGCCGAGCGGAGACGAAGAAGAAGAUGAAAGACGCGUCUAAACAGCAGUCAACGGAGACGGAGGAGGACCUUGAGGAAGAGGAGGAGGAGGUGGACGAGGAGUACGACGACGAGGGAGGCGAGCCAGGAGAAGAUUACGGUAGAUGCGCGAAAGCUGUGCAUGACGUCGUUAUGCACUCGCACGCUCUCACGACUGUCAAGUUUACCGAUCAAGUCGGCUUGUUCACACAGAGACGACGUCGCGGAUGUUACUACUGCAUCUGUAAAAGAAUUCGUAAGGCCAGGUUAGCCGACCUUAACGUACUGGCUCUCGGUGUAAUCAAGAAAUUCAGAAUCCAAAUACGGGUAAUAGUGAAGACGCAGGUAUUCUAUUGGUCUGUAAUCACACUGGUCUUUCUCAACACGGCCUGCGUCGCAUCAGAGCAUUACGGGCAGCCACCAUGGCUCACGAAAUUUUUACGUGAGUACUGUUGA
This is a messenger RNA of Cylicostephanus goldi, 1248 nucleotides long. The record is from the annotation of a GenBank genome assembly. NCBI's taxonomy places the organism in Eukaryota, Metazoa, Nematoda, Chromadorea, Rhabditida, Strongylidae.